AUGAAGGCAUUUAGCAUUGCAGUUGCAGUGACACUCGUGCUCGCCUUUAUUUGCAUCGUGGAGAGCUCGGCGCUCCCCUUUAAUGAGGGGCAGCAAAUGGAGGAGGCGAUAGGAGGCGACACUCCAGUUGCGGGAUGGCAGGACGAUGGCGCCGAGCUUUGGACACCGUACCACGUGCGUCAAAAGCGGCAGAGCAACCUGUCGCUGUGCCGCUGGUGCUGCAACUGCUGCCGGUCCUACAAAGGAUGUGGUUUCUGCUGCAAGUACUAA
This is a messenger RNA of Nerophis lumbriciformis (worm pipefish), 270 nucleotides long. Lineage: Eukaryota; Metazoa; Chordata; Actinopteri; Syngnathiformes; Syngnathidae. The record is from RefSeq and is a predicted model, not a curated record.